Lasiosphaeria miniovina is the source of this 1926-nucleotide messenger RNA. RefSeq lists its product as uncharacterized. NCBI's taxonomy places the organism in Eukaryota, Fungi, Ascomycota, Sordariomycetes, Sordariales, Lasiosphaeriaceae. Gene Ontology annotation, molecular function: protein binding. The transcript has a single exon. Bases 454 to 1698 code for a protein of 414 amino acids. The record is from RefSeq and is a predicted model, not a curated record.
UCUGUCCAAGAAGAGAAGAAGGUAGAGUGGCUCGAAAGGCUCUAUUCUUGUCCCUAUAGGGAUCGCAAGGACGUAAAUCCGCCACGAGUCGAAGGGACAUGCGAAUGGUUUACUAGCCAUCCGCUGUUCCGAAAUUGGCAGCAAAGCAACGUAACUAGCUUGUUAUGGGUAUCUGCGGACCCUGGCUGCGGAAAGUCGGUAUUGGCUAGGUACUUGGCGGAUGACGUUCUGCGUAGCACGGAUACGAGAACGACCUGCUACUUCUUCUUCAAGGACGGCUUCGAUGACUAGAAAUCUUCGACUACUGCUCUGUGCUGUAUCUUGCGUCAAAUCUUCAAACAGCGUCCUGGCUGUUUCUUGGACCAAAUCCUGAGAAAGCUCGAGGAGGACAAAAGGGUAGAAAAGGGCGAAAAAAAACCUCCGACGUCCUUCCGCGACCUCUGGGAUUUGUUUAUGGCUGCCGCGAUUGGCCACGAGACGGGCGAGAUUGUCUGCAUCAUCGAUGCGCUCGACGAAUGCGAGGACUCGGGGCGCAAUCAGCUUAUUGAUGCUAUCUCAAAUUUCCAGUCUCACACAACGGCUCGCACUCCAGUCUUGAAGUUCCUCUUGACCAGCCGGCCCUACCGGGGUAUUGAAAGGGAAUUCUCCCAGCAUCUAGAACCCGAACUACCGACGAUCCACUUAAGCGGGGAAAGCGCGGAAGAAGCAAGCAAGAUUUCUCGCGAGAUUGACUUGGUGGUUAGAAACAGAAUAGCGAACGAUGGUAGAAAGCUAGGGCUUACCCAAGAGCAGCAAAACGUUCUGAGAGAGGAACUUACGCGGGUUCCAAACCACACCUACCUCUGGGUGUAUCUCAUCUUCGAUAUCAUAAACAGGAGUAUUGUCGACAGAGCAGAAGAUAUUCGAUCGAUAACUAAUACGAUUCCGAAAACGGUUGAUGCAGCAUACGACAGGAUCUUGUCAAAGAGUCCAGAUAUUGGGCGCGCUAGAAAAAUCCUCCAUAUCGUCGUCGCAGCAGCGAGACCGCUAACUCUGCAGGAGAUGGACCUAGCUUUGGCGAUAGGUCCUAAACAUCAGUCAUUCGGCGAUCUGGAGCUGGUCCCAGAGACACGAUUCCGCGAAAACAUCAGGCAGCAUUGUGGACUUUUCGUAGUGGUGGUCGAUUCGAAAAUCUACUUGCUCCAUCAAACGGCCCGCGAAUUUCUAGUGCCGUCGCUAUCACCAAAGCUGCCAGGAUCUCCUUCAAGUGGCUCGAAGCUAUACUGGAAGUUCUCGCUUCAUCCGGGAGAAUCCAAUCGAAUCCUUGCCGAAAUCUGCAUGUGGCGGCUGUCAUUAUCGGACUUUAACCUCAAGACUUUUCAAGCAAGUAAAGAACGAGAACAGUACAUUACAAAGCGCACGCUUCUGGGUUAUUCAGCUCAGUACUGGGCUGAACACUUCCGCGAAGGUGAUUGGAAUAGCGGAGAUUGGACGAUCGAGAAGGCAAUUGAGAAGGCGCUAUCCUAUCUAAAUCCACAACCAGCUUCUUUAGCGUGGUAUAAAAUCUAUCAAUGGCUUACAAUAACAAUAACACCACAGAAACUUACACCACUAAUGGUUGCAUCCUAUUUUGGACAAGACACGGUCGUGCAGCAGCUUCUCGAGGCCGGCGCCGAUGCGAAUGCCGAGGACGAGGAUGGCUCGACACCGCUUCAUUAGGCUUCUCUGAACGGCCACGAUACGGUCGUACAGCAGCUUCUCGAGGCUGGCGCCGAUACAAAUUCCAAGGAUAAGGAUGGCUCGACGCCGCUUUACCAGGCUUCUAAUAGCGGCUACGACACGGUCGUGCAGCAGCUUCUCGAGGCCGGCGCCGAUGCGAAUGCCGAGGACGAUUAUGGCUCGACACCGCUUCACCAAGCUUCUGAGUACGGCUAUGGCACACUUGUA